CAGAAGAGAGACUGCUUGCUCCUUCAAAGAUGCUUGUCUGUCGAAACCAUCUCCCACUUUGGAUAUUUGUUCUGCUUAUCUGUUAUCUACAACUUUGGGAUACAGUAUCCUCAGACCUCCUCCUGGUCUCCCCCCCAACACCCUCCCUCACCCAGGCCUCCUCUGUAGGCAACACCGUCCUGGGGGCUGUGGUCCUGGUCUGUCGGGCCCCUGAGGGCCCUGGAGGGACCCUGUUCAGACUCCACCGGGUUAAAAAGCUGGUGGACACCAUGACUUUCCCCAGUGAGACACAGGAGGCCCAGUUCACAGUGAGAGUGAGGGAGGAUUCAGCCCGGGAGGUUCUAUACUGCUGCCUGUAUCAGAACAGCCAGGGGAUGUAUAGCCCAUACAGCCACUAUCUGACUCUGAAACAACAAGGUGUAGCCUCUCCUAGAGCUCCUCCUCCUCCUUCCCUCCCUCUCCUCCCACCCCUCCUCUCAGUUGAUCCCGCAGGUGGUCAGGUGAAGCAAGGCCAGACGUUAUCCUUCCACUGCUCUCUGCCUACUCCUCACUCCCAGCAGAGCCCUAAACCAGAGGCCUUCCUACUGCUGAGGACAGCUAAAGCGACUGGGCACUCCAUGGGGAGCUCCAUGGUCCACCCCCAGGCCUCCCUGGUGUCCCACUCCACAGCCCAGACCGGGGCCUUCCACCUGGGGCCCGUGAGGGGAGGCGAGGGGGGAUCCUACACCUGCCUCUACCAGGUUACAGUGCCUCGUCAGGGACCGGCUAAUUCAACCGCCAGUCAUCCAGUUCUUGUCACGGUCACAGAGCUGUUGCCGGUGCCCACUCUCUCUCUCCAGAGCCAGGCUGGGGAGUGGGCCUUGGUGUGUACUGGUUCACCUGCCUUCCCUGGUGCUCGCUUCUCUCUAUACCACCUGGGAAGUACCUUCCCUGAUGCCACCCGUAGUGCCCCCGCUACCCGACAUCGUGCCCUUUUUGCUCUCUCAUCCCUGCCUGCCCAGGACGGCCCGUUGUCGGACCACUACCAGUGCCAAUACAGUUCCCUGCUGGGAGCAGAGUGGAGCCACUCAGAGAGAAGUCCACUGCUGGCUGUGCCUAGAGUCAUAGACAAGACAACCAUCUCCUCUCCCUCCUCACCAGGGCUGACUGGUGUGGACUGGCCUCUGGUGUUGGGAAGUCUUUCUGUUGUGGUUCUGUUCUUCAUUGUACUGGUGGGCGUGGGUGUGGCGGUGCAGAGGAAAGUUAAGGUAAUAGCGGAAGAAAAGCGUAAAAGGGAGGGGGCUCUCCUAUGGGCCAAGCUUCAUUCUGAGGACCAUGUUCUUGACCUUACCCUCAAACGUGUCAGCAUUACCUCUCAGGAAUGGGGUAACGACGACAGCGCAGCAGAGACAGCCUUCAGCAGGUCCCCUCCAUGGAGAACUCUCUCUACGUUUGGCAACACACCAUCCUCUUGACCUCCUUCACCUCUCUCUCGUUCCCUCUAUUCUCACUCGCUCUCUCUCUAUUCCUUUUUCUGUCCAUCUUCUUAUGUCUCUCUCCCUGACCCUUCUUAUCUCUAUACAGUACAUCUCUUCAUGCUCCCUGUCCUUCUUUCUGAUCUCUCGUUCUCUCUGUCACCUUUUCGUUCCCUCGCCAUCCUUCUCUCUCUUUCUCUCUCCAUCCUUUUUU
Salvelinus namaycush (lake trout) is the source of this 1668-nucleotide messenger RNA. RefSeq lists its product as uncharacterized. Bases 30 to 1454 code for a protein of 474 amino acids. The record is from RefSeq and is a predicted model, not a curated record. The transcript has 10 exons. Lineage: Eukaryota; Metazoa; Chordata; Actinopteri; Salmoniformes; Salmonidae.